Messenger RNA from Cladocopium goreaui, 1515 nucleotides. NCBI's taxonomy places the organism in Eukaryota, Dinophyceae, Suessiales, Symbiodiniaceae. The record is from the annotation of a GenBank genome assembly.
GAUGGAUCUGCCCGCUGCCGCUUCAGCGACCAGUCUGGAAAUUCUGACCACACGGUGGCGCUUCGUGGCCUUCGUCUUGCAGAGUUGCAGAAGGGCGCACUGGUCCAUGUGGCUGGAACGGAAUCCUUUGAUGUUGUUGGUGAAGUGAAAGGUGCCACAACCAGUUCCUUUCAGGUUGAAGUUCAAGGCAAGCUGAUGUCCAAGAAGCCUUCAGAGCUGCUCAAGUGUCAAGUGCAGCCAGGGAUGUUGGUUCGUUGGAAGAAAGCUGGCAAUAAUAUACUAUAUGAAUAUGUCGGAGCGGCCCCAUCGGCCCCAUCGGCCUCGGAAAAGUCACUAUUUGACCAAUUCUUGCACAUUCAGGUUGGCUGUUUGGUGCGUGUCACCUCCCGAGCUGGUUCUGUCGAGCAUGAAGAAUUGGGAGAAGUAAGAUCCAUUGAAAGACCGUCAAUGGAAGAUGAUGGAUCUGCCUACUGUCUCUUCAGCGGCCCUUCGGGAAAUUCCUACCGCACGGUGGCACUUGCUGACCUUCGUCUAGCAGAAUUGCAGAAGUGGGGACAGGUCCAUGUGACUGGAACAGAAUCCUUUGAUGUUGUUGGUGAAGUGAAAGGUGCCACAACCGAGUGCUUCCAGGUUGAAGUUCAAGGCAAGCUGAUGUCCAAGAAGCCGUCAGAGCUGCUCAAAUGCCCACCACGGGAACAACACAUCAUCGGAGAAGUUCAAAAAGGCGCUGAGAGUGGCAAGGUUUCGGUGCAAUUUCCUGGUGGCCACGGUGGUAUUUGGCGUUUUGUCCUUUCAGCUUUGAGACCUUUGCACGUCCAAAAGGGCACAGCGGUUCAACUGACUCACCCAGAAACCUCGCACAUUGCAAAGGGCGACGUUGGACAGGUGACUGGAAAUUUCUCAGAGCACAAAGUGCAGGUGAAAUUUAGUGCUGGUCCGUGGUACUUCACGCCAGAGGAGCUGGAGCCUGCAAAGGAAAGCAGCGGCAAAGCAACGAAGUCAGACUCUGCACAGAAAGGAGGGCAGGCCACUGAGCCGAAAGAUUUCAACGCCGCGACUGAUGCGAAGAUCAAGAAGCUGAAAUCCGUCUUCAAAAAGUUCGAUGCCAAUGGCGAUGGUAAACUCUCUGCAACAGAACUCAGAGAUGUGCUGGAAGCUGUGGCCAAAGGUGACUUGUCACAACAAGAGUGCCAACAGCUUAUGCAAGGUUUGGACAGGGAUCAAAACGGAAACUUGGCAAUACUUCCCAUAGAUUUGAAACAGGGUGAGGGGCUUGUGCUAGUCUUGUGGCUGUUACCCAAAGUAUCGCACAGUUAUGAUAACCGCAGAGUGUUGGGAAGCUCCGGGGAAAAAUGGCCGUGCCAAAGACACCACAACUGUGCUGUUUGCUACAUUUCAGCGGCUGUCUCACCGUACCGACUUGCACUUAGAGACAGAUGGUCUUUAUAUUUUUCUAUAGUCUUUUGCAGCAACAAUGAUUUGAGCAUGCCGCGCUCGAAUUGCUUAGAGGCUUAG